This is a messenger RNA of Alternaria conjuncta, 258 nucleotides long. RefSeq lists its product as uncharacterized. The coding region runs from base 1 to 258 and encodes 85 amino acids. The record is from RefSeq and is a predicted model, not a curated record. Lineage: Eukaryota; Fungi; Ascomycota; Dothideomycetes; Pleosporales; Pleosporaceae. The transcript is spliced from 2 exons.
AUGGGCGUCAUGAGCGUAACCUCCUCAACAAUAUUCAACUACCCCCCCGAAAUAAUCUACGACUUCGUCUCCAACCCCUCAAACUGGGGCCGCACCUACGCCGGCAGCUCCGGCCUACCCCCAGGCCAAAACCUCUCUCUCCCUCUCAAAGUCGGCGACGUGUGGACCGAAAAAGUCGCUUUGCCAAACAACACGUACCACCCCAAAUGGCUCCUGAGACAUAAGCUGACUUCGUACACCACCAUCUCAGAUCCUUGA